CGGCGAAAUCCAUUGAUGUUGUGACAUACAUGGAGGACGAUUCUCUGACUAACAGGGGAGGCAAGACUGAAUUAGAGCUUGUCAGCGGAGAGAAGUUCAUAGUUGAGUGGACGCCGGUUGCGAAGGGUUUUGUCAGCUGGUACCGAGGGAUUGCCUGCGUCGACAGACUAUGUAGUUUCAAGGCUAUGGGCGAAGGCAAGGUUUUUAGUGGCUUUGGAGACUACGAAAGCACUUCAAACAUUCAUGCUGGGGACAGGAAACCGUCUCUGCUAGUCAACGGAGUCAUAAGUGAUGGUUUGACCAGGGAGUGA
Messenger RNA from Ilyonectria robusta, 311 nucleotides. RefSeq lists its product as uncharacterized. The record is from RefSeq and is a predicted model, not a curated record. Lineage: Eukaryota; Fungi; Ascomycota; Sordariomycetes; Hypocreales; Nectriaceae. The transcript has a single exon. The annotation marks the transcript as partial.